GAACUUUAUCAGAAUUAUCUUUAUCAGAAGAAAAUUAUCAGAGUUAUACCGAAGAUUCUAUACAGAAGAUUUAAGCGAUGAGGAUAAUAAAGUACUUUUUUUUUUUUCUACGUUGUUUGCUCGGGCCUUUAUUCAAAUUGCUAAGUUUGAAGAAAAGACUACGAUGUCCACCGAUCGAAAAUCAAAUUUUGCUACUGUCGGCGACAGAAAUUGCCCAGAAAAUCCGUAAAAAAGAAAUCAGCUCCGAGGAAGUGAUCGUCACAUAUGUGGAGCGAUGCAAGAUAGUAAAUCCAUUGAUCAAUGCUAUUGUAGAAGAUCGUUUCGAUGCGGCAAUUCGAGAGGCACGUGAAAUCGAUAAUUUCCUACAAUCAACGAUAAUAGACGAGGCGAAAAUUGCGAACGAAAAACCGUUACUCGGGCUACCUGUCACAAUUAAAGAAAGUAUUGCUGUUCAAGGAAUGAGUUAUUCUGUGGGAAUGAAAGAUAUUUCCUUGAGAGCGAUAGAAGACGCCGACGUUGUGACGAGGAUUCGCAAAGCCGGUGGGAUUCCUCUUCUUGUCAGUAACACUCCAGAAUUGUGUAUGUGGUGGCAUACAUUUAACAAAAUAACUGGCAUCACCAGGAAUCCCUAUGAUACACGGAGGACCGCUGGUGGCUCUUCCGGUGGCGAGGCUGCUCUUCUUGGCUCUGGCGCUUCGAUUCUAGGUCUGGGUUCAGACAUCGGUGGAUCCGUUAGGCUCCCGGCAAUGUUUUGCGGCGUUUUUGGCCAUAAACCCACACCAAACUGGAUAUCAGUAGAAGGUCACAAACCUAGCGCAAAUGAUAAAAAUUGGUCUACAUUUUUCUCAAUCGGUUCAAUGGUUAGAUACGCUACAGAUCUGCCUCUGUUAUUAACAGUGAUGUCACAAUCGGAUGAAGCCAGGAUUACUUUUAAUAAAAAGGCAAAUUUUAAAGAUAUGAAACGAUCUUUUGAAAUAAGCACGAUUAUUCUUCUCAGUAUCAAAGACAUAUAUUCAAUAUUUAAUCGUUGGGAUAAUCCUAAGAAAUCGAAGAGCAUGUUUAUGGAAAUACUAAGAUAUAUUUUCUUCAUGUCGCCGCAUACGUUUCCUGCUAUUCUUUUCGGACUAUUCAAGAAUAUUGUCGAAAGUUUCCCAGUCAGCAUUUAUAACGAAAUGAUAGAACUAAGGACGCAAUUGAGAAAACAAUUUGAGGAGCUGCUGAGUAAUGAUGGUGUAUUAAUUUGUCCAUCUUUUAUCUCAUCGGCGUACUAUCCUCACGAGUGUUUAUACAACAUACCUAAUAACACAUUUAUGAUGAUUUUCAACGUGCUGGGAUUUCCGGUCACGCAGUGCCCUCUUGGCUUCGAUAAAAACCAACUGCCGAUUGGACUUCAGAUUGUUGCGAAUCCUGGCUGUGACCAUUUGACGAUUGCUGUUGCGCAAGAAAUAGAAAGAAAAUUUGGCGGUUGGCAAGAACCACAGAAUAGAGGAGUCAUCUGAGAAGCGUAGUAUAAUUUA
Trachymyrmex septentrionalis is the source of this 1517-nucleotide messenger RNA. RefSeq names its product fatty-acid amide hydrolase 2-A-like. The transcript has 9 exons. The record is from RefSeq and is a predicted model, not a curated record. The coding region runs from base 78 to 1499 and encodes 473 amino acids. NCBI's taxonomy places the organism in Eukaryota, Metazoa, Arthropoda, Insecta, Hymenoptera, Formicidae.